Messenger RNA from Hirsutella rhossiliensis, 720 nucleotides. Its product is annotated as AAA domain-containing protein. The record is from RefSeq and is a predicted model, not a curated record. The transcript is spliced from 3 exons. Gene Ontology annotation, cellular component: cytoplasm. Gene Ontology annotation, molecular function: kinase activity; ATP binding. Bases 1 to 720 code for a protein of 239 amino acids. Lineage: Eukaryota; Fungi; Ascomycota; Sordariomycetes; Hypocreales; Ophiocordycipitaceae.
AUGGAAGACCAGGUUCACCGACUGGUGGACAAGGCAUGGGCCAAGUAUCAGUCCACGCCCCCAAACCAGCGCCUACUUAUUGGCAUCGCCGGCAUCCCGGGCUCAGGCAAGACGACGCUCUCCCAGAUGGUCUCGCGAGAGCUCAAUAACCGCGCCGUUCAAGCCUCACACGCAUCUUCCGAUCCUCCGCCGGCCACGUUCCUCCCCAUGGACGGCUUCCACCUCACCCGUGCCGCCCUCGACGCCAUGCCCGACCCAGCCAACGCCCACGCCCGCCGCGGCGCCGCCUUUACCUUUGACGCGCCCAAAUUUCUGCGCUUGGUGCAAGCCCUGCGUGCCGCCUCUCCUCCCGGCUCGGCGCCCAUCCUCGCGCCCUCGUUUGACCACGCCAUCAAGGACCCCAAGGAGGAGGAUGUCGCCGUUCUGCCGACGCACCGCAUCGUCGUCCUUGAGGGCAACUACCUGGCUCUCGACGAGGAUGUGUGGCGCGACGCUGCGGCCCUUUUGGAUGAGCUGUGGUUUGUUGAGGUAGACUUUGACGUUGCCCGUAGGCGUCUGCGUGAGAGGCAUGUCAGGGCCGGCAUCGCCAAGAAUAUCGAAGAGGGCGAUCGGCGGGCGAGGGAGAAUGACCUGGUCAACGGCGGGGAAAUCGUGUCGCGCCGCCUCAAAGUCCACGAGGUCAUCCAGAGCAGGGAGGACGGCAGCUGGGUGCAUGAAUGA